CAUUUCUCAAAUAAUUCAUACAAGUAUAUAUAAAAUGAAGCGAGUGAUAACGGUGUUCUUAGUACUCUGCAGCUUCCUACUGUUGUCAACACAAAGGACAUUGGCACAAGAAGUUUUGCCGGUUGGCGACGAGUACGGCAAGGAUACGGAGUCAACGGUUUAUCUGAAACAAGAUGUGGAAGAAGAACCACUAACUGAAGGCCAGCCAAAAAAUGGUACUGCCAAUAACCUCAUCGACCUUGAAAAACUAAGAUUGAAGGAAAGCGGCACGAACAAUGCUGAAAUAGAAGAUCAAAGCUCAAUUUCAGCCACAUUGCAAUCCAAAGAAUCGCUUAGCGAAGAGUCGUCACACCCUCAAGAAUUUUCUUCUUCCGAAGGUCAACUUGAAGGAUCCAUUGACGCGGACAUUUCUCAGUCAAAUGAUUCCGGCAGUAGAUUGCAACUUGAAGGUGCAAUUAGUGCAGAUAUUUCUCAGUCAAACGACUCCGAAAUCGAAGCUGAACUUAAAGAUAAAAUUGGUGAAACUGCAGCAAAAAUUCUCGCAACGGAAAUCGAAGCUGCGAUCAAAGAAAAUUUGGAAUCUUCUCAGUCCGUAGCUGAAGUAAUUGAAAAUGAAAUAAUAACUACAACAGUGGCAGCGGAGCAAUUAGAAGGCUUGGUUUCAACGGAAACCCAACCAGAGUUUACGACAUUAAUGGAUGAAGAUAUUUCAACUACGCUUCCAACGACUUCAAAUGAACUGGAGGAACCGGAAGUCAGCACGACGCAGGACGAAAGCGAUGUUACAAAUGAACCGCUGGAAAGUAGUACGGAACAAAAAACUACUGAAUUGGAUACCGAAGAUACGGACACCACAACUACCACACCGGUUGCUGUAACGGAAUCGCCUUGUGCUGCACCAGGUACAUAUUCUGUAGAGAAUAAUUGUCGCGCUUUUAUCAGCUGCAAACCCACAGCCACCAAUCAGCUGAUUAAAGCACAAACGGAUUGUCCUACCGGCCAGGCUUACAACCCGGCACUGCUGCGUUGCUCGCGGGAUCUCUCGCCAUGCGCCGAUGCAUUGCGCUGCAUACAGGAAGGCACAUUUGCUGAUCCACAAGACAAUUCAUCCUACUAUUGGUGUGUGGCAUCACGGCUGACUGACGCUUUUCACAUUUAUCACAUCCAAUGUGGUAAUGGUCAAAUCUAUACACACGAACUGGGUAAAUGUUUCGUAGAUAUGACAAAUUUGCAGGACUUGCCGCUCAAUUACGAACUCUAUAUGAGUAAAUCCCCCGACGAGGAGUGCGUGCGUGAGGAGGUGAAGGUGUUGAAAGCCGAAGAGAAAGCCAAACUGAAAGAAGCGAAGCUGCGGGAGAAAAUACGUAAAAAAUAUGAAAAAGAGUUACUAAAGAAGGCGGCCAAAGCUGCAAAGGAACAGGCUAAAUUGCUGGGCAUUUCGCUGGAGGACGAGACACCGUUCAAUUGUGUAGAGGAGGGAAACUUUGCGGCAGCGGCUGAAAGUUUUUUCGAUUACUUCAUUUGCGUGAACAAGAAGGAUAAAUACAAGGCUGUCGGUAUGAAGUGCGUAGAUGGACAGAGUUUUUCAACAGCACAAAAUGUUUGUACGCCUUAGAACAGGAAGUUAAUAAAAUUUAAGUAAAUAUUGUUAUAGUAAAAAAGUUUAAAAAUAAAUUUAUAUUUCUAAUCAGAAA
Bactrocera neohumeralis is the source of this 1694-nucleotide messenger RNA. It is a transcript of the gene Mur18B, whose product is annotated as papilin. Gene Ontology annotation, cellular component: extracellular region. The record is from RefSeq and is a predicted model, not a curated record. The transcript is spliced from 3 exons. Lineage: Eukaryota; Metazoa; Arthropoda; Insecta; Diptera; Tephritidae. Gene Ontology annotation, molecular function: chitin binding. Bases 35 to 1615 code for a protein of 526 amino acids.